Molecule: messenger RNA, 1392 nt
Organism: Punica granatum (pomegranate)
Lineage: Eukaryota; Viridiplantae; Streptophyta; Magnoliopsida; Myrtales; Lythraceae
Source: RefSeq, a predicted model, not a curated record
GUCUUAUCACCCCAAUUUUCCGAAGAGCUAUAUCUACUCACUUCUAGGAGUAACUUCAUCCUCAUUUAGGAUCAACCCAUCAAAGUAGUAACUAGCAUCCACAUAUUACCCCCAAACCAGCUUAACCACAAAUAUUACCAUCACCAAAAUCAACCCACAUGGACCCUUAAAAAUUCCCAAAAAAGAAAAAAAGAAAAAAGUCUCCACUUAGUUUACAUAAUCUUUGAAAUAUUACCCAAUAACUCAAAUUUGCUGCCCUAGAUAGAAGAACCAUAGUCCAAGCAUGGGAAAGAACAAUAAAAGCAAAGAAGCCAACAUUGAAGCCUCAUCCCAAAGCAAUCCCGGCCUCUGUUCCUCCCCUGAGGUUGUAGUUCUCAUACAAAAGGUCAUAGCAGAGGUGAUCGGGACGUACUUUGUGAUCUUCGCGGGGUGCGGUUCCGUCGCGGUGAAUAAGAUAUAUGGUGGCUCGAUUUCGUUCCCAGGAAUAUCUGUUGUGUGGGGACUGAUUGUGAUGGUGAUGGUUUACUCGGUCGGACACAUCUCCGGUGCUCAUUUUAACCCGGCGGUCACCAUUACUUUUGCUAUAUUUCGACAUUUCCCCUUCAAGCAGGUGCCUUUGUAUAUAGUUGCGCAAUUGAUAGGAUCCACCCUUGCGAGCGGCACGCUGUGCCUGCUCUUCAAUGUGAAACAUGAUUCGUACUUCGGAACAGUUCCAGUCGGAUCCAAUCUUCAAUCUCUUGUGCUCGAGAUCAUCAUAUCCUUCCUCCUAAUGUUCGUUAUAUCCGGGGUUGCAACUGAUAACAGAUCGAUCGGAGAGUUGGCUGGAAUAGCAGUCGGGAUGACAAUCACUUUAAACGUGUUUGUUGCCGGACCAGUUUCCGGGGCGUCGAUGAACCCGGCAAGGAGCAUCGGGCCAGCCAUCACAGUCCACAUAUACAAGGGCCUCUGGGUGUACAUAGUCGGGCCCAUAGUUGGUACCAUCCUUGGAGGUUUCGCCUACAACUUGAUCAGGUUCACUGACAAACCUCUCCGGGAGUUCACGAACAGCGGAUCCUUCCUCAAGAGCAUGUCGAGAAGUAACCAGUCUGCGGUCUAAGAUCAUUGUCGUACUGUGUCCCCACUGAUUCAGCCUCCGUACUCUUCCUCGAGAGAUCAUAUAAGUUUCGAUGGCGGAAUGCAUGGUUUCCUAGUAUUCAUGAAAAGGGGAAGAAGAAAGAAAAGAACAACGCAAUAAGAACAUGAUAACGGGCGGAUGAAUCAAAGUAACUUUAACUCUGGUUAGCGGCAUUUGCGUGUAGGGCCUCACUUAUUAGGCUCAAGGGCCUCUAUUGUAACCGAAAAACAAGAAAAGAGCAAAGGAAUAGUUAAUGGGAAUUGGAAUUAAUUUUUUUU